AAGUGUUCAUAUAAAAUGUCGAUUGCCUUACUUUACAAAUUUUAGACAUCAGUAUUUGGUUUAAUAUUUUGGUCAAAAAUUUCGAAUCUCCUCUUCUGGGCUAAAAAAUCAUGCUGCAGUUAUUAAGUCUUAUCAAAAACCCACGAUUGUCGUACCAAGCAAUUCCAUCAUUAUCCAAUGCGCGCUAUCGUUAUAUGUCCGAUAAAACCAAGAAGCCAGACGAUGGCGAUAAAUGCGAACAGAAAGCAGAAGUGAAGAAGCCCGAUUGCAAAAGCGAACCGAAAGCUGAGAGCGAUCCGAAAGCUGAGAACGAACCGAAAGCUGGUAGCGAUCCGAAGAAGGCUGAAUGCAAGAAGGAUGCGCCACCCAAGAAGGACGAAACAGCGAUUAGUGGCGGCGCCUCGUGCAAAGCUAAGAAGAAGCCGCCACCUUGUCCACCACCGCCUAAGGAGAAAAAACGGAAGCAGUUGAGCUGCGAAGAGUUGGUACUCAAACGUGAGGGAUUGCAGAAAACAGAAGCCACCUGUCCCUCAAAAAUAUCCGGUGGCGGUCCAAAGUGUCCGUGUACACCCUGCCCCAAACCACCGCCAGACUACAAGAAUUCAAAGAAGUGGCAAAAGAUCUCGAUAAUGGGUGGUCUGCCGCUGAUUGCGAUACUGACGGUCCUUGUGUUCACCUCACGCAAGGAAGAGGAGCGACCAGAAUAUAGGCACUGGUCGCACUUGUAUCUGCGUGGAUACAAGCCGUAUUUCUUCAGAGACGGAAAUACCACUGCAUUCCAUAAUACUUUCUGGAAUCCCUUGCCGCCAGAUGGUUAUGAGGAUGAGAUCGACGUUGAGGCCAAUGGCAAGACCGUCGAAACGGAUAAGGAAAGGGAGGAUCGCUUGAAGGAAUUCGGUGCCGUGCAGAAGCAAUGGAAAAAGUAUGAUGGCAGGCGGGAGGCUGAAGCCAAAAAGAGGCAGGCUGCCGCUGAAAAGGAGGCCAAGCAGCAGCAGUCUCUGGCCGAGAAGGAAGAGAAGAAGCAAAUGGCUGAAGCUGAAAAGGAACAAAAGCGACUAAACGCCGAAGCCGAUAAGGAGCGCAAGCGACAGGAAGCCGAAGCUGCAAAGGAGAACAAGCGCCAGGAGGAGGAAAUGAAAAAACAAGCAAAAGAAGAAGCCAAAAAAGUAGAAUUCGCUUUCAUUAAGUCCCGAACUGAUGACGAAAAAUAAUUUCAAAAUCAACAUGUGAUUAAAUUCCUUUUUUAGUA
Messenger RNA from Drosophila montana, 1249 nucleotides. It is a transcript of the gene COX6AL2, whose product is annotated as chromatin assembly factor 1 subunit A. Lineage: Eukaryota; Metazoa; Arthropoda; Insecta; Diptera; Drosophilidae. The transcript has 3 exons. Gene Ontology annotation, molecular function: enzyme regulator activity. The coding region runs from base 111 to 1211 and encodes 366 amino acids. Gene Ontology annotation, biological process: mitochondrial electron transport, cytochrome c to oxygen. Gene Ontology annotation, cellular component: mitochondrial inner membrane. The record is from RefSeq and is a predicted model, not a curated record.